CGUCGGUCGCGGGUCGGAGUCUCGCUCGCUCCCUCGCGCAGUGGCAUAGAACGCGUUCGUUGGAGGCGUUCGACUUUCAAGUGGCGACGUACGCUAGCGUGUAUGUCUUCAUUAUUGAUGCAAAAGUUCCACGAUGGUAGAUCAUAACCAGAAAUUGUUACAGGAGUUGCAAAAGAAAAGUGGAAACAAUGUUUGUGCCGAUUGCGGAAGUCCGGAGCCGGACUGGGCUUCGUACAAUCUCGGUAUUUUCAUAUGCAUGCGGUGCGCGAGCAUCCACCGCGGCAUGGGGGCUCAUAUCAGCAAGGUGAAGCAUCUGAAGCUCGAUCGAUGGGAGGACUCUCAAGUGGAAAGAAUGAAGGAAGUAGGGAAUGCAGCCGCCAAGAACAAAUACGAGGAGAGAGUGCCCCCGUGCUAUCGAAGACCUAACUGGAACGAUCCACAAGUGCUGAUCGAGCAAUGGAUUCGUGCGAAAUACGAACGAGAGGAGUUCAGUCAUCCGGAACGGCAGACUUACUUAUCUGGUACCAUGGAAGGGUUCCUCAUGAAGCGCGGCAAGGAAGACAGCCGCUACCAACUCAGAAAGUUUAUCCUAAGCGAGAAUGAGGACACGCUCAAGUAUCACCCCGCUUCAGACGGCUGCGGCCGUACAACGGGUUGUCUCGGUCGUAUAAUCGAUCGUCUCCGAGUCAAAAACUUUGGUCGCUUGAGAUACCACGUAAGAGAAAAUAAGGAGCCUAAGGGCAUUCUCAAAUUGUCUGAGUUGAACGUAGUGUUCGCUCCGGCUAAGAUCGGGCAUAUGAAUUCAAUGCAACUGACCUUUAUGAAGGAUGGGACGACGAGGCACAUAUACGUGUACCAUGAGGAGCCAGAGGUUAUAAACAAUUGGUAUACAGCAAUCCGAUGCGCCCAACUACACCUACUCCAAGUGGCGUUCCCAUCAACCCCUCAAUCAGACCUGGUGUUGCGUCUGCCGAAGGACUUCGCCCGCGAGGGUUGGCUGUGGAAGACCGGGCCGCGGGCCUCGGACGCUCACCGACGCCGCUGGUUCACCGACAAUAGGAAGUUAAUGUACCACGAUGAGCCAUUGGACGCGUAUCCGAAAGGCGAGAUAUUUGUUGGCAACGAGUCAAACGGCUACUGCAUCAAAGUGUCCAACACUGGUAACGGGUGCAAGGAGGCGCGCUUCCCGUUCCAGCUGGUGACGCCGGAGCGCACGUACUGCCUCGCCGCCACCUCGCACGACGACCGCGACGGCUGGCUCGCCGUGCUGCAGCAGACCAUCAAGCGCCCCGUCACGCCGCAGGACUCGCUCGUUGAAGCAAUCCUGGUCAGGAAGCGCGCGACGUCGAACCCAAUCAGCAUAUUCUCGGGGAGGUAGUUGCAUAAAAUCAAUACAAGGAAGCUAUGCACAGCUCCGACAUGUGCUUAAUGGAACUGACUGCAACGUUUUAAUAUAAAUUAUUUAGUGCCGGACGCCGCGCUGGUAGCGACGCGGUAGCUUUCUAUCGCUUUGACAAUGUUUUAUUUAUCGCAGGCGAUAAGGGCGGCCGCACACGAGCCGGUCCGUUCCGGAUCGGAAUGAGGACCAAUUAGUAAAUCCUGUACUAAGUAUACUUAUAAUUGGUGUUACUUUACGGGUCCGGCGUAUACAUUAAUUCCGUGGAAUUUUUUAAUGAUACCGUGUGCGGUCGGAUAUAAUUAUUUCAACAAAGAAGCAUAGGGCUAUUCAAGUAAACAUAUUAAUUAGGGCAAUUCACUUAGCACAUGACUUACUGUCAGCAAUGAGUCAGAUUGAUGUACGCUAUAAGUGUAGGUAAAUUUUUAUUUAGAGAAUGCAAUUUGGGUUAGGAUACUGACUUUUGCUGACAGUGGAGUCGAAUUUACUGAGCUAAAAAUUCACUGGUUUUAAUAGUCGAUUGACUAGAAUAGAAAAAACAAAGCACCGCGUUGCCGCAUCGUCCAAUGGGACUAGAAUUUAAUUUUUAACAUUGACUGUAAAUAAAAUCAACAACUACA
Molecule: messenger RNA, 2016 nt
Organism: Manduca sexta (tobacco hornworm)
Lineage: Eukaryota; Metazoa; Arthropoda; Insecta; Lepidoptera; Sphingidae
Product: arf-GAP with dual PH domain-containing protein 1
Biological process (GO): positive regulation of GTPase activity
Cellular component (GO): plasma membrane; intracellular membrane-bounded organelle
Molecular function (GO): GTPase activator activity; phosphatidylinositol bisphosphate binding
Source: RefSeq, a predicted model, not a curated record